UCCUCCCCCCAUCUAGCCAGACUUGCUGACUAUAUAUCCGGCGCUCAUAGAAUCUAUCUCAUUGGACGAACAGUCCUCUUCAUUCUUUUGUUCUUGUCAUUCAUUGAUUGUUUCACCGUAAUCCGACAUGUUCCCCUCCUCGAAAUCUGCACUGCUCCUGGCAGCUAUCCCCUCCGUUCUCUCUGCUGCCAUCCACACCGGCGUGUCUGACAUGCAAGCUGCCCCCCUCCAUCAACUCAUGCCCCGUGCAUUGAGCGUCUCUAAAUCUGGCAAUACCAUUACGGUCGAUACGGCUGGCGGUCUGGUCUUCAAGGUCCACAGCAAUAAUUGCGAUAUCACCUCUAUGGUGUACAACGGCCAGGAAGCGCAGGAUCAAUCCUCUGGACUCGGUUCUGCGACCGUCUCGUACACCACUAUUGGCAAUUAUGUCAAGAUUACUUGUGAAACGAGUACUCUGACGCAAUACCUUGUAGCCCAAUACAAGAACCCCGCCAUUCAUAUGGCCACUUACACGUCCGCUGAACCGUCCGUGGGCGAGUUAAGGUUCAUCGCGCGUCUUAAUCGCGCGGUUAUCUACAAGGGGUAUACGGAAUCGGAUGUCCAGGGCGGCACCGCGAUCGAGGGCAAGGACGUCUUCAAAGUGGGCAGCCAGACUCACAGCAAAUUCUAUUCCUCGAAGCGCUUCAUCGAGGACCAAGUCCACGGACUCACUGGUAACAACAUUGGCGCCUGGAUGAUAAUUCCUCGAUACGGUUAUGAAAGCUCUUCCGGCGGGCCCUUCUUCCGAGACAUCGAUAACCAAGGCACGGAACAGGAGGAACUAUACUUCUACAUGAACUCCAAUCACAUGCAGACGGAGUCCUACCGCCAGGGACUGCACGGCCCCUACGUGCUCCAAUUUACCACGGGCUCCUCCCCCUCUGCCGACGUCAACCUCGACUUCUGGGAGACCCUCGGCGAGAUCAAGGGCAUGGUCAACUUCGCCGACCGCGGGUACGUCAAGGGCACCGCGACGGGCGUCCCGCCCGGCUUCGACAUCGUGCUCGGGUGGAAGAACGACCAGGCGCAGUACUGGGUCAAGGCGGGCUCCGACGGGUCGUUCACGUCGCCGAAGAUGAAGCCCGGGAAGUACACGCAGACGCUGUAUAAGGGCGAGCUGGAGGUCGCGACGAGGGAUGUCACCGUUGAGAAGGGGAAGACGGUCUCCGGGAGCAUCGCGAGUACCGAGGGCCUGCCCAGCAGCUAUAUAUUCAAGUUCGGGGAGUUUGAUGGCACGCCCAAGGGAUUCCUCAAUGCCGAGUGCGUGCUGAAUCUAUUUCCCCCGUCUGACAGCCGCAUGCACGACUGGCUGCGCACAGUUACGAUCUCGCAAGGCACCGGCUACUUCCCCAUGGCAGUUUUCAAGGACAUCGGCCCCGUCACGAUCAGCGCUACGCUGACCUCCUCGCAACUCGGCGCCAGGACCCUCGUCGUCGCCACUACCUCUGCGUUUGCUGGCGGCCGUCCGCACGUUACUGUGAACAAUUGGUCAGGGCCUAAUCCAUCCGCCCCCACUCAGCCUGAUUCGCGAGGCGUCACGCGUGGAACAUGGAGGGGAAACAACAACCGCUACACCAUCUCCAUUCCCGACGGAGUCCUAGUAAAAGGCUCUAAUACCAUCAAAAUCGACGUACUUUCCGGAUCGUCAGGAAGCCAAUUCCUCUCACCUAACUUCGUCUUCGACGCCGUCAUGCUUUAUUAA
Messenger RNA from Gloeophyllum trabeum ATCC 11539, 1741 nucleotides. RefSeq lists its product as uncharacterized. The transcript is spliced from 12 exons. NCBI's taxonomy places the organism in Eukaryota, Fungi, Basidiomycota, Agaricomycetes, Gloeophyllales, Gloeophyllaceae. Gene Ontology annotation, biological process: pectin catabolic process. The record is from RefSeq and is a predicted model, not a curated record. Gene Ontology annotation, molecular function: carbohydrate binding; carbon-oxygen lyase activity, acting on polysaccharides. The coding region runs from base 128 to 1741 and encodes 537 amino acids.